UCACUUGCAUCCAUCCAUCCAUCCCAAUCCUUCCGUCCGCCAUGAGCGAGCAGACAUUCACCGACUCUGAGCACCGUGGCCGCGAUGCCAGCCCUGACAGCACCGGAUCAAGAUCCCCUCGUCCAAGAAGCCGCUCCCCAGCACGACACAGCAGCGACAAUGCCAUCGACGAAUCCAUCAAUCCUGGAAACAACCUCUUCGUAAACAGCCUCUCCGUCAAGACUCAACCCAGCGAUCUCGAGGACUUGUUCGGCAAAUACGGCAAGGUCGAGAAAGUCCAGAUCAUGUAUGAUCCCCACACUCGCGAAUCCCGGGGCUUUGCCUUCGUGACCAUGGUCCGGGCUGAAGAUGCCGAUGCAGCCAUGCAGGUCUUAAGUGGAUUCGAGCUCCAUGGACGCGCCAUGUCUGUCAACUUGGCUAAACGUGGUCGUGCCAGGACUCCAACACCGGGCCAGUACCGUGGACCCCCCAAAAGGGAAAGGGCCAUCGGUGGUAUGCCCGGCUACUAUGGCUAUGGUAUCGCAUUCGAAUGAAUCUGGCGAAACCAACUGUUCUCGCCUUGUGAGAAGACAUUGAACUGACCAAGCACCGUUUCGGGUUUGGCCUCUUAUUCCUCAAUGAAUAUAGAUCGUCGCACGGACAGGUUCGA
Molecule: messenger RNA, 649 nt
Organism: Gamsiella multidivaricata
Lineage: Eukaryota; Fungi; Mortierellomycota; Mortierellomycetes; Mortierellales; Mortierellaceae
Exons: 4
Coding region: 42-533 (163 amino acids)
Biological process (GO): positive regulation of mRNA splicing, via spliceosome
Cellular component (GO): spliceosomal complex
Molecular function (GO): RNA binding
Source: RefSeq, a predicted model, not a curated record